ACAAAAUUCCAUUCUUCUUUGAUGAAUCAAAGCAGCUAAAAAGGAGACUCGAAGUGAAGAAUAAGAGACGGGCGAGCUGGUUUGGGUAAAGAAAUGUCGCUGGAAAGAAGGAUUAGAGGCGAAAAUAUCGUCCCUUUGUUGGAAUGGACCGUGGAGGAUGUCUUGAGCUGGUUGAAGAGUUUGAGAUUGUCACAAGAUUAUUCUCCACUUUUUAGAGAAUAUCAUGUUGAUGGGCUGUUUCUAUCAAAAAUAACUCCAAAUUUCAUUGAUACUAAUCUCUCAAUCAUCACUACUUCUGAUCGUUCAACUCUAAUUCAAUCGAUAUCAAAUCUACGCAUCCACCAAUUAACAACCGCCUUGCCACGCCUACCAAUCAACGAGCACUCAAUACCAACCCCGCCCCUUUCCGGCAACGACACUACAGUAGCCACACCCACUGGCGGACCAAGAGGGGGAGGGGCCACUACUGGAGGUGGUCACAGCAAAUCUAAAAGUUUCAAUGAUUUAAUUAACGAUUAUCAGGCUCCUCCCAAUGCCCUGCCCACCACUAAUAGUAUUCAUAACUUCUCAUCUCAUCAUGUACUGAAGUCCCUAACACCAGUACCUCAUUCACAAGUGGUAUCGACCCACCUGCUGGAUAUAAUGAAGGAAGAGAAUGCUGACCUUAAGAAAGAACUGGACUAUUACUACAAGAGAGUCUGUAGGUUACAAAAGUUUGAGCAGGAGUUAGAAUCCUUACAAGAGGCCCACAGGUCAAUGGUGGCCAGUACUGCAAGGAAAGAGAAACUGGAAUUGGUAAUGAGACAAAAGUUAGAAGAGGAAUUGAAGCAAUACAGAGAAUCCAACGCACAAUACGAAGUUCAAAUAGCAACUGUUAAAAGAAAUGCCAGUCUAAAGAACACUAAACCAGUAAGUAACCUAAUCUCAUUCACAAUACUAACCAUCACAACACUUGUAUUAACAUGUAUAGUACCCAUUACAUUACUCCUCAUAUUAAUUAAUGUAAUUGUAUCAAAGUUACUGACAGGUGUCAUGGAUAAUGUCAUUUUAAUUAUCGAUAAUUAUUUUUUAUUAUUAUUGAAAUGUCUCUCAUUUUUCUUUUAUUAAGUAAACGCAUGUAAACAUGUUGCCGCAAUUUGAGACU
Molecule: messenger RNA, 1144 nt
Organism: Amphimedon queenslandica
Lineage: Eukaryota; Metazoa; Porifera; Demospongiae; Haplosclerida; Niphatidae
Exons: 6
Coding region: 94-1107 (337 amino acids)
Biological process (GO): actin cytoskeleton organization; regulation of cell migration
Cellular component (GO): bicellular tight junction; plasma membrane; cytoplasmic vesicle
Molecular function (GO): protein binding
Source: RefSeq, a predicted model, not a curated record